CGCAAAGACAGCCAGCCGGCCGAGGGUCUCCUCUGUUGGUCGUCAAGGUCGCGCGGGGAGCUGUGAAGGUCAGCCGCUUGUCAAACCACGUGACUAGCAGGAGCUUUUGUUCGUCUUCAAAUGUCAGUCGAUGAAGGAAGAGAUGACGUCAGACGAGGUCACUACUUCGGGAGGAGGAGGAGGAGGAGGGAGGCUUUUUUGACAUAUUUUAUGUAGGCUUGUGUUGAGUCCUCAUCCCCCCUCCCUCGCUGAGCCAGGUGUUGCAUGGGAGGAGGAGGAGGAGGAGGAGGCUGCAUGACAUUGAGCACAAGUUGACCACAGUCGUCAUGUGAUGGAUGUCCCGGAAAGACGCGGGAAUGUGAAGAAACAUUCCGGAUGUUUUUCGGAUCCGACAGCGUGACCCCCACUCUCCCAGCCUUGUUGUGUGGCGGACGGUGCUUCGAGCCUCUGUCCGGACACGCGUGGGGCUAAUCCUCGCCUCCUCCUCCUCCAGCAUCAUCAUCAUCAUCAUCCUCAUCACAGUGCGUGGACCGUGAGCCCUUUCCUCCGCGGCAUCCCUGGCGUGACAAUGACUUCCCCCCGCGUCGGCGCCGCCUCGCGCCGCAGCCCCACGGAGAAGAAGCACGCGCCCCGGGUUCCACGCGCACAGCAGGACGUGUUCCGCGCCAAGGCGCUGAGGUAACUGACCCCCCCCGCCCCCGGCGCCAGCAUGGAGCUGUCCGAGGUCCGCUGUUCGAGUGCCAGCGAGGAGCUGUAUACCAUCAACAGGACGCCGAGCAGCAGCGGCAGCAGCAGCGGCGGCGGAGGAGGAGGAGGAGGAGGAGGGACCACCGACGGCACCGGCAGACCCAAACGGCUGCUGUGGCAGAACGCGGUCCGACACAUCACCGAGCAGCGUUUCAUCCACGAGCAGGGCGGGGGAGGGGGCGCCAAGGAGCCCUACGAGCCGCAGCAGGACGCCCGGAAGCAAUCGGCGGGCCGGACGUCGUUGGGGGAGCGGCACAACAACGGCGGCACCAAGGUCUUCCCCGAGCGGGCCAGCAGCGACCUGGGCUUCCUGCAGAUCGACUGCGCGCCCACCAACUCGGACUUCUUCCUCAACUGGGGCUACACGUACCGCGGCGUCAUCUUCCCCACGCUGCGGAACGCCUUCAAGUCCCGAGACCUGGAGCGUCUGUAUCAGCGCUACUUCCUGGGCCAGAGGCGCAAGUCCGUGGUGGUGAUGAACAUCCUGGACGUGGUGACCAAAGUCACCCUGCUGGUGCUGCACCUCGGCAUGGCCUCCUCGCCCAUGGACCCGGUGAAGGGCGCGCUGCUGGGCUUCUUCGCCGGCAUAGAGGUUGUCAUCUGUGCCUUAGUGGUGGUCCGCAAGGAGACCACCUCGCAUGGAUACCUGCAGUACAGCGGCGUGGUCACGUGGGUGGCCAUGGCCACGCAGAUCCUGGCCGCGGGUCUGGGCUACGGCCUGCUGGGCGACGGGGUGGGCUACGUCCUGUUCGCGCUCUUCGCCACGUACAGCAUGCUGCCCCUCCCCCUCGCCUGGGCCAUCCUGGCCGGACUCUUCACCUCGGGGCUUCACCUGCUGGUCCGCCUCCUCCUCUCCCACAAUGCACCGCUCUCCACGAACCAGGUGGCGGCUCAGACCGUGUUGUUCAUGUGUAUGAACACGGCUGGGAUCUUCAUCAGCUACCUGUCGGACCGGGCUCAGCGUCAGGCCUUCUUGGAGACACGGCGUUGCAUCGAAGCUCGCCUGCGUCUGGAGACAGAGAACCAGAGACAGGAGAGGCUGGUUCUGUCUGUCCUGCCACGUUUUGUGGUUCUGGAAAUGAUCAACGACAUGACAAAUGUAGAGGACGAGCACCUCCAGCAUCAGUUCCAUCGAAUCUACAUCCACCGCUACGAGAAUGUCAGCAUUCUUUUCGCAGACGUCAAAGGCUUCACAAAUCUCUCCACCACACUGUCGGCACAGGAGCUGGUCCGAAUGUUGAAUGAGCUCUUUGCACGCUUUGACCGCCUUGCACAUGAGCAUCAUUGUCUGCGAAUAAAGAUCCUAGGAGACUGUUACUACUGCGUUUCGGGCCUACCUGAGCCCAGGCAGGACCACGCCCACUGCUGUGUGGAGAUGGGCCUCAGUAUGAUCAAAACCAUCAGAUAUGUGCGCUCACGUACGAAACACGACAUUGACAUGCGCAUUGGAAUCCACUCGGGCUCGGUGCUGUGUGGCGUGUUGGGAUUGAGGAAGUGGCAGUUUGACGUGUGGUCCUGGGAUGUGGACAUUGCUAACAAGCUGGAGUCCGGGGGCAUCCCGGGGCGGAUCCACAUCUCCAAAGCAGCUUUGGACUGUCUGAAUGGGGACUAUGAAGUGGAGGAGGGACAUGGCAAGGACCGCAAUGACUUCCUGCGCCGCCACAACAUUGAGACGUACCUCAUCAAGCAGCCGGAGGAGAGCCUUCUCACACUCCCCGAGGACAUCAUGAAGGAGGCGGCCAGCUCUGCAGACCGCCGGGCCAGCAGUGCCACCUUCAACGAGGCGUCCUGGAGCCCGGAACUUCCUUUCGACAACAUCGUGGGAAAGCAGAACACUCUGGCUGCCCUAACGAGAAAUUCGAUAAAUCUGCUCCCAAACCAUCUCGCACAAGCUUUGCAUGUCCACUCUGGUCCUGAGGAAAUUAACAAGCGAAUAGAGAGCGCCAUCGACUUACGGAGUGGCGAUAAGUUGAGAAGAGAGCAUAUCAAGCCUUUCUCACUGAUGUUUAAAGACUCCAGCCUGGAAGAGAAGUACUCUCAGAUGAGGGACGAGGUCUUUAAGUCCAACCUGGUGUGCGCCUUCAUCGUGCUCCUCUUCAUCACCACCAUCCAAAGUCUACUUCCGUCUGCCAGGAUGGUCACCAUGGUGAUCCAGUUUUCUGUCCUCAUCGUCCUUCACUGCUGCCUGGUCCUGGUGACCACGGCCGAGGACUACAAAUGUCUGCCUCUAGUUCUUCGCAAAGCCUGCUGCUGGAUCAACGAGACCUACGCCGCCCGCAAUGUCAUCAUCUUUGUCUCCAUCCUCAUCAACUUCCUGGCAGCCAUGAUCAACAUUCUGUGGUGUGACUUUGACAAGUCCAACACCUUCAGGAACCAAACCUACAACCAGUCCGCCUCCAUCGCUGACAUCUGCUUCUACCCGGAGUACUUUGUGUUCACAGGGGUGUUGGCCAUGGUGACGUGUGCCGUCUUCCUCCGUCUCAACUCAGUGUUGAAGCUGGCCGUGCUGCUGGUGAUGGUGGCCGUCUACUCGCUGCUCACCGAAGCAUUCUACGCCUCACUCUUCGUGCGCUACGACGUUGUCCACCACAACACAGAGAACUUCCUGGGCACCAAAGAGACAUCUCUGCUUCUCAUGGCCAUGUUCCUCCUGGCCGUCUUCUACCAUGGCCAGCAGCUGGAGUACACGGCCCGUUUGGACUUCCUGUGGCGCGUGCAGGCCAAGGAAGAAAUCAACGAGAUGAAGGAGCUGCGAGAACACAACGAGAACAUGCUGAGGAACAUCCUGCCCAGUCACGUGGCCAGACACUUCCUGGAGAAGGACCGCGAUAAUGAGGAGUUGUAUUCGCAGUCGUACGACGCCGUGGGGGUGAUGUUUGCCUCCAUCCCAGGGUUUGCUGACUUUUACUCUCAGACGGAGAUGAACAACCAAGGAGUAGAAUGUCUCAGACUCCUCAACGAGAUUAUUGCUGACUUUGACGAGCUCCUGGGAGAAGAACGUUUCCAGGACAUUGAGAAGAUUAAAACCAUUGGAAGCACCUACAUGGCUGUCUCUGGUCUCUCGCCUGAGAAACAGCAGUGUGAAGACAAGUGGGGCCAUUUGUGUGCGCUGGCCGACUUCGCCAUUGCGCUCAAUGAGAGCAUCCAAGAGAUCAACAAGCACUCCUUCAACAACUUUGAACUGAGAAUAGGCAUGGCCCAUGGCUCGGUGGUGGCUGGCGUCAUUGGCGCCAAGAAACCACAGUAUGACAUUUGGGGGAAGACGGUGAACCUGGCAAGCCGUAUGGACAGCACGGGGGUGAGCGGUAAGAUCCAAGUUCCGGAGGAGACCUUCAUCAUCCUGAAAGAGCGUGGAUUUGCCUUUGAGUAUCGAGGCGAGAUCUACGUGAAGGGCAUCAGCGAACAGGAGGGCAAGAUCCGCACGCAUUUCCUGUUGGGCCGCGUGCAGCCCAACCCGCUCAUUCUACAGCCGCGUAAGAUGACGGGCCAGUACUCACUGGCCGCUGUGGUUCUGGGCCUGGUCCAAUCGCUCAACCGCCAGAAGCAGAAGCAGAUCCUCAACGACAACAACAACUCCGGCAUCAUGAAGGCCCACCACCACUACAACAGGAGGACGUUAUUGGCGCCCGCCAGCUCCGAGGUGGGCGGUAGCCAUCAUGUUGAGGCGGCCGAUAAGACCGAGCUGUCCUGAGGUGACCGAAAACCGGACUCUUGGUGGCUCGCUGUGUCUGUGGCGGUAACGCCAGUUGUCGCCUGCACACGCUGUGUUUCUUGCCAUGAAUGUUUGUACUCAAGCUCCGCCCUUGGAGGAAAGGAAGGAGGGGCCAGACACAAGCACCCUAAUUGGCUAUCUCUUUGACUCUUUCUUUCGGCGGUCUUGAUGAUGUUCCUGUCCUUUUCACGUCCUCUUUUUAUGUCUCCUUGCUGUCUCUACCCCAAAACAUGCAAACCUGCUCCCUCGUCAAUGUCCAUCUUUCUUUUUGUAUUUGUUUUAUAUACAACGACACGAUUAAAGCUGUUUAAUUUUUGAUA
Messenger RNA from Doryrhamphus excisus (bluestripe pipefish), 4779 nucleotides. It is a transcript of the gene adcy8, whose product is annotated as adenylate cyclase 8 (brain). Gene Ontology annotation, biological process: cAMP biosynthetic process; adenylate cyclase-activating G protein-coupled receptor signaling pathway; intracellular signal transduction. Gene Ontology annotation, molecular function: adenylate cyclase activity. Gene Ontology annotation, cellular component: plasma membrane. The record is from RefSeq and is a predicted model, not a curated record. NCBI's taxonomy places the organism in Eukaryota, Metazoa, Chordata, Actinopteri, Syngnathiformes, Syngnathidae.